GGGUGAAGAAGAGGCGUGCCCGGGAUUCAUGAGGUGUACUAGUGCCUGAGGUCCCUUAAUCUGCUACUGAAGGAAGAAGACCCACGUGCGCACGUACAGCUGCAGUCCCAGGACCAAUACUCACUCACCUUUGUCCCCGGAAUUAAAGGGUGAAGAAACCGAAACCUGGAUGUGCUGGGCCAUUUCCAGUAGCUCGCCUGACGACCGCAUCCGUAUCAGACAUGAUUUCAGAUAUAAGUUUAUAAACAAAUGAGAGACAUUACCUGUGUACUUCAAGCAACAUUAAAGGCUGAAAUGGAAUUUGAGUAAAACGAUUGCUGUAUCAACUCAGGAAUACAAUAGCCUCAUUGUAUUUUAAACUGCAGCAGCAACUUUGAUAUCCACAAUGAAGCAAUGAUAUCUGAGAACAAAGGAAUAUUUGCCAACUAACUGUCAUCAGUUUCAAGUGAUUGUGUAAGCAGAAACAAACUGCAGCAGACCCGUGUCAGCUAGUAUAGGGAGAAUGCUUUCUUCUGAUACUAUUUAUUUAGAAGCCUUUUUAAUAUAGAUAAUUGUAUAUCAAAUGAAAUAAAAAUGAGUGAAGCCCCCAGAUUCUUUGUUGGGCCUGAAGAUACAGAAAUAAACCCUGGAAAUUAUCGACAUUUCUUCCACCAUGCAGAUGAAGAUGAUGAUGAGGAAGAUGAUUCUCCACCAGAAAGGCAGAUUGUAGUUGGAAUAUGUUCCAUGGCAAAGAAAUCCAAAUCCAAACCAAUGAAGGAAAUUCUGGAGCGGAUCUCCCUAUUUAAAUAUAUCACAGUAGUAGUAUUUGAAGAGGAAGUUAUUUUGAAUGAACCAGUGGAAAACUGGCCUUUAUGUGAUUGUCUUAUUUCUUUCCAUUCUAAAGGAUUUCCACUGGACAAAGCAGUUGCCUAUGCAAAACUCAGGAAUCCAUUUGUAAUCAAUGACUUGAAUAUGCAGUAUCUCAUACAAGAUAGGAGAGAAGUAUAUAGUAUUCUUCAAGCAGAAGGUAUUUUACUUCCUCGUUAUGCAAUUUUGAACCGUGAUCCAAAUAAUCCCAAAGAAUGCAAUCUGAUUGAAGGGGAAGAUCAUGUAGAAGUAAAUGGGGAAGUUUUCCAAAAGCCAUUUGUAGAAAAACCAGUCAGUGCAGAAGAUCACAAUGUUUACAUUUAUUAUCCAACAUCUGCUGGAGGUGGAAGUCAAAGACUCUUUAGAAAGAUUGGCAGUAGAAGUAGUGUAUAUUCCCCUGAAAGCAAUGUAAGAAAAACAGGUUCAUAUAUAUAUGAAGAGUUUAUGCCCACAGAUGGUACAGAUGUUAAGGUUUACACAGUGGGUCCAGAUUAUGCUCAUGCUGAAGCUCGAAAAUCUCCAGCACUUGAUGGCAAGGUGGAAAGAGAUAGUGAAGGAAAAGAAGUAAGAUACCCUGUUAUUCUCAAUGCACGAGAGAAAUUAAUUGCUUGGAAAGUCUGCCUUGCUUUUAAGCAAACAGUUUGUGGCUUUGAUUUGUUACGAGCCAAUGGACAGUCCUAUGUGUGUGAUGUCAAUGGCUUCAGUUUUGUGAAAAAUUCCAUGAAGUAUUAUGAUGAUUGUGCAAAAAUACUUGGAAAUAUUGUAAUGCGAGAGCUUGCUCCACAAUUUCAUAUCCCCUGGUCAAUACCCUUGGAAGCUGAAGAUAUUCCAAUUGUACCAACUACAUCUGGAACUAUGAUGGAACUUAGAUGUGUCAUAGCAGUCAUACGCCAUGGGGAUCGAACCCCAAAACAAAAAAUGAAAAUGGAAGUGAGGCAUCAAAAAUUUUUUGAUCUUUUUGAAAAGUGUGAUGGAUAUAAAUCGGGGAAGUUAAAACUCAAAAAGCCAAAACAGUUACAGGAAGUGCUGGAUAUUGCACGACAGCUUCUUAUGGAACUAGGACAAAAUAAUGAUUCUGAAAUUGAGGAAAACAAACCAAAGCUUGAACAACUUAAGACUGUAUUGGAGAUGUAUGGUCAUUUUUCUGGAAUCAACCGUAAGGUCCAGUUAACCUAUCUCCCUCAUGGUUGUCCUAAAACAUCUAGUGAAGAGGAAGACAGCCGAAGAGAAGAGCCAUCCUUACUUUUGGUUUUAAAAUGGGGAGGAGAAUUAACCCCUGCAGGUAGAGUCCAGGCUGAAGAACUUGGAAGAGCUUUCAGGUGUAUGUAUCCCGGAGGUCAAGGAGAUUAUGCAGGGUUUCCUGGUUGUGGUUUGCUUCGAUUGCAUAGUACCUACCGUCAUGACCUCAAAAUAUAUGCCUCUGAUGAAGGACGAGUUCAGAUGACUGCAGCAGCUUUCGCAAAGGGUCUGUUGGCUUUAGAAGGAGAGCUUACACCCAUUCUAGUUCAGAUGGUGAAAAGUGCAAAUAUGAAUGGUCUUUUGGAUAGUGAUAGUGAUUCUUUAAGCAGUUGUCAACAACGUGUGAAAGCAAGACUUCAUGAAAUACUUCAGAAAGACAGAGAUUUUACUGCUGAAGAUUAUGAAAAGCUUACUCCAUCUGGAAGCAUUUCUCUUAUCAAAUCAAUGCAUUUAAUUAAAAAUCCUGUGAAGACCUGUGAUAAAGUUUACUCUUUGAUUCAAAGUUUGACUUCUCAAAUCAGACAUCGAAUGGAAGACCCCAAAUCAGCAGAUAUUCAGCUUUAUCAUAGUGAAACAUUGGAGCUUAUGUUACGUCGAUGGUCCAAGUUGGAGAAAGACUUUAAAACAAAGAAUGGAAGAUAUGAUAUUAGUAAGAUCCCUGACAUAUAUGACUGUAUAAAAUAUGAUGUCCAGCAUAAUGGUUCCUUGAAAUUAGAAAAUACAAUGGAAUUAUAUAGGCUUUCAAAGGCAUUAGCAGAUAUUGUUAUCCCUCAGGAAUAUGGUAUAACUAAAGCUGAAAAACUGGAGAUUGCCAAAGGUUACUGUACUCCUUUAGUUAGAAAAAUUCGCUCGGACCUUCAGAGGACACAAGAUGAUGACACUGUAAAUAAACUCCAUCCUGUGUAUUCCAGAGGUGUUCUUUCUCCUGAACGUCAUGUCCGUACCAGGUUAUAUUUUACCAGUGAAAGCCAUGUACAUUCUUUAUUAUCUAUUCUUCGCUAUGGUGCCUUAUGCAACGAAUCAAAGGAUGAACAGUGGAAAAGAGCUAUGGAUUAUUUAAAUGUUGUCAAUGAACUCAACUACAUGACUCAGAUUGUUAUCAUGCUUUAUGAGGAUCCUAACAAGGAUCUUUCCUCAGAGGAACGCUUUCAUGUUGAAUUACACUUCAGUCCAGGAGCCAAAGGCUGUGAAGAAGAUAAAAAUUUACCUUCUGGUUAUGGAUAUAGACCAGCUUCCAGAGAGAAUGAAGGCAGAAAAUCUUUUAAAAUUGAUAAUGAUGACGAACCACAUACUUCUAAAAGAGAUGAGAUUGAUCGAGCUGUGAUACUGUUUAAACCAAUGGUAUCAGAGCCAAUUCACAUACACAGGAAGUCUCCACUCCCUCGAUCUAGGAAGAUGGCUACAAAUGAAGAAGAGAGCCCCCUGAGUGUGUCUAGCCCAGAGGGUACUGGUACCUGGCUGCAUUAUACCAGUGGUGUGGGUACUGGGCGUCGAAGACGCAGAUCAGGGGAACAAAUCACUUCUUCCCCUGUCUCCCCCAAAUCAUUGGCUUUCACAUCCAGUAUUUUUGGCUCAUGGCAACAGGUUGUAUCUGAAAAUGCUAAUUACCUUCGAACACCAAGAGCUCUUGUGGAACAGAAACAGAACCCUACUGUAGGGUCUCACUGUGCGGGCCUGUUUAGCACCUCGGUGCUCGGGGGUUCUUCAAGCGCACCUAACCUACAGGAUUAUGCUCGUACUCAUCGUAAAAAGCUGACCUCUUCUGGCUGCAUAGAUGACGCCACACGCGGUUCUGCUGUUAAAAGGUUUUCUAUCUCAUUUGCUCGACACCCAACCAAUGAACACCUACACCUCUAUAGGUGCUGGUCCAUUUCCUCUGUGGAAUUUCUAGGCUCCAGUGGCUUUGAAUUGUAUUCCAUGGUGCCAUCUAUUUGUCCUCUAGAAACUCUUCACAAUGCCCUCUCUUUAAAGCAGGUGGAUGAAUUUCUUGCAUCUAUUGCAUCUCCAUCAAAUGAAAUUCCACGGAAGACCCCUGAAGUCUUUUCUGCCUCACGAACCAGUCCAGUAAUGCGAAGAAAAGUAUCUUUAAAUACAUACACACCUGCAAAGAUCCUCCCAACACCCCCGGCUACCUUAAAGAGUACUAAAGCAAGCAGCAAACCAGUUCCCAGUGGACCUUCUGAUACACCUGUUGCUAAUACCUCAUCUCGGAAAAAGAGUGGAAAUAGCAAAACAGAUGUGCAUGAACAGAAAAAAAACACUGGGAAAAAGAAAUGAAAUCUUGGCAGAAACUGGAACUUCUUAUACUUAGAAAAAUCACUUGUGUAGAAAAAGAAAUGUAAUAAACCUUGACUGAAAACUAUCAAAGCAAGUAAUUUAUGUUUUUUCUUAAACAUCUUUGUAUUUGUUUAAAAAUGUUUCCAAUCUAGAGUUCUUUGUUUAUAUUUAGGUAAGGAAUUUUUGUUGUGAUCUGGAAAGGUUUAAAAUAAUGUUUAUUAGCAUUUUGUGAGUUGCAAAAUUGUCAUAAAUGUCUGUUAUUAAUUUGAUGUUUACCAUGUGCCUGUGGUAAAGAAAAAGAACAAAAGCUCAGCUGGCCUGUACCAAAGUAGAGUCUGAUGAGUGGCCUCUGUGCAUACUUGUGUUCUCAUUGAAUUAUAUGUUAGCUAUAAAAAUAACUUUAAUGUGGGUUGAAAUUUGACAGGCAAGAUUAUAUAUUGGGAACUUUUGAAGAGUAUAUUUCCAAAGAGAUCUCAUUGACCAUUUACAUAUUACAUCUCUUAAUAUGCUAUAAUAUUUAAUGACUGGAGUAUUAACACAUGGUUAUUUUUUCAAGCUGUGCUUUGAAUUUUUUAUUGUGUGUUAUUUAAAAUGUUGCAUAUACAAUUGGGAGAAUUUCAUCUUUAUGCACAUAAGUUUUUAUAUUAAUUCAUAGAAACUAUUUUCUUUAUAUAUGUUCUUAUCAUAAAAGAUGCUUAGUUCAUCAAGAAAACUUUUGUUUUAUAUAUUGGCAGGAAAGGCACCUUUAAAUUUUCUUUUUAAGAUCUAUAGCUAAGAAAUUUAUAAGUAUGAUACUUAUUUUGAGAUUAUUUUUAGAUUUAAAGAACUCAGCUCAAAAAUGGAAAUUGUUAAUGUUAAACUGAAUUGUAUUGUUAGUAGGUAUCGUGUAUAGCUGUUUUUACCAUUUCCAUUCUUAUGUAGAUUGUACCAGUGGAUGUCACUGAGAAAGUUUAAAGAUUGUACAUUUGAAAUAAAUGAUCUUUUCAAAUGGUUAAAGUUUAAAGGGAAAUUGAGAUCAUUAUGCUGUGAUUUUAUCUAGGAAAAAAAAUUAUUUUCCUUGGUGCUUUUUCCCCUGCUGCACAAAUAAUUGUGAACCAUUUUAAGUGACUUAAACUCUAAACCAAACAGUACAACCUAC
This is a messenger RNA of Sciurus carolinensis (gray squirrel), 5500 nucleotides long. RefSeq names its product diphosphoinositol pentakisphosphate kinase 2 (gene Ppip5k2). Gene Ontology annotation, biological process: inositol phosphate biosynthetic process; inositol metabolic process. The coding region runs from base 574 to 4362 and encodes 1262 amino acids. Gene Ontology annotation, cellular component: cytosol. Lineage: Eukaryota; Metazoa; Chordata; Mammalia; Rodentia; Sciuridae. The transcript is spliced from 33 exons. The record is from RefSeq and is a predicted model, not a curated record. Gene Ontology annotation, molecular function: 5-diphosphoinositol pentakisphosphate 1-kinase activity; inositol hexakisphosphate kinase activity; diphosphoinositol pentakisphosphate kinase activity.